GCUGGUGCAAAACUACAAGUCCCAGCAUGCCCUGACAGCGUGCGACUUUCAGGGCUUGCUUGCUGGGAGUUGUAGUUUUGCAGCAGGUUGCAGAUGGGGCGUGUAGUAAAUAACAGAGUGCCCGGAGUGGCAAUGCCCGUCUUUAUUAUGACAAGCUAUGAUUACAAUGCACAGCAGCGAUGCCUCUUCUGCCAGUCAGUCAGGUGACAGACAUGCAGGCGUGACGUCACCAGCCGGGUUGAGAGAAGGGGCGGAAGUGACGUUGUGAAGCACUCGGGUGACGUCGUUGCCCUCCCUGCGCCUGCUUCGUCACCGGUAGACUGAGUGAGGAGAGUUGGGAGAGGAGUGCAAGUCAGAGGCCGGCGCUGUAGUGACCCUGAGCGGAGGAGGACGCCGGCGGCAGAGGGGCAUCCCGUCAUGGGCACCAGGGAGGACAGAGCGGAGCAGCUGGGCUUCAGACCCCAGAAGGAGAUAGUGUAUAACCGCCUGCUGCCCUAUGCCGAGCGCCUGGACCGGGAGUCUAACGAGCUGCUGGCCCGGAUCAAGAGCAGCCUGGGCCGGGCCGUGCACCUCCGGGAGCUAUGGCCGGGGGUGCUGUUCUGGAGCAGAAAGCUGAACACGUAUAUACGACUGUUUGGCCGAAAAUUUAGCAAAGACGACCAUGUUCUCUUCGUGAAGCUGUUGUACGAAUUGGUGACUAUCCCCAAGUUGGAGAUCAGUAUGAUGCAGGGUUUCGCACGCUUGUUAAUCAGCCUUUUAAAAAAGAAAGAACUUCUUUCCCGAGAAGACUUACAGUUACCCUGGAGACCAUUGUACGACAUGCUGGAGAGAAUUCUGUACUCGAAAACGGAACACCUUGGUCUUAAUUGGUUUCCCAAUUCGUAUCGACCAGGCUUGUCCUCCACUAAAACAAUUGUGCUUAAUGUUUUACGUAGGUGCUCGGUAGAAGGUGUCCUGAAAACACUAGUGAAAGCCUGUCGACCUUAUUUUCCAGAUGAUGCAACAGCAGAAAUGCUUGAAGAAUGGCGGCCUUUAUUGUGUCCUUUUGAUGUAACCAUGCAAAAGGCUAUUAGCUAUUUAGAAUUAUUCUUGCCUACCUCCCUGCCUCCAGAACUUCACCAUAAAGGUUUUAGGCUUUGGUUCGAUGAAUUUAUGGGCCUAUGGCUUUCGGUUCAGAAUCUUCCACAGUGGGAAGGGCAUUUGGUGAACCUCUUUGCACGUUUAGCAAAUGAUAACAUCGGCUACAUUGACUGGGAUCCUUACGUACCAAAGGUUUUUACCAGGGUUCUACGUAGUUUAAACCUUCCUGUAGGAAGCAGCCAAGUGAUUGUUCCAAGACAGUUAGCGAAUGCUUAUGACAUUGGACACGCAGUAAUAUGGAUCACGGCAAUGAUGGGAGGACCGAGCAAGAUCGUGCAGAAACAUCUUACAGGGCUGUUCAAUAGCAUUGCCUCUUUCUAUCACCCGUCUAACAAUGGGAGGUGGCUGACAAAACUUAUGAAACUGCUGCAGAGACUGCCAUGCUGUGUUGUGCGAAGACUGCAUCGGGAGCGGUAUAAGAAGCCGUCCUGGCUGACCCCCGUGCCUGACAGCCACAAGCUGAGUGACCAAGACGUAACAGACUUUGUGCAGAGUGUAAUGCAGCCUGUUCUCCUGGCCAUGUUUAGUAAAACUGGAAGUCUGGAGGCAGCACAAGCCCUGCAGAAUCUUGCACUCAUGCGCCCGGAGCUUGUAAUUCCUCCAGUACUUGAAAGAACCUAUCCAGCUUUGGAAACAUUAACUGAGCCUCACCAGCUUACAGCAACUCUAAGUUGUGUCAUAGGGUUGGCACGCAGCCUGGUCGCUGGUGGCAGGUGGUUUCCAGAAGGCCCAACGCACAUGCUACCUCUAUUGAUGAGAGCGCUGCCCGGUGUGGAUCCUAAUGAUUUUAGUAAAUGUAUGAUCACAUUCCAGUUUAUUGCAACAUUUUCCACUUUGGUGCCUUUAGUUGACUGCUCUUCAGUACUUCAAGAAAGAAGCGAUCUGUCAGAGGUGGAGAGGGAACUGUGCUCGGCAAGUGCAGAGUUUGAAGACUUCGUGCUUCAGUUCAUGGACAGAUGUUUUGCCCUGAUUGAAAGCAGUGCUCUGGAACAAACACGAGAAGAGACAGAGACUGAGAAGAUGACCCAUGUUGAGAGUCUGGUUGAGCUGGGGCUGUCUUCAACAUUCAGUACAAUCCUUACUCAGUGUUCCAAAGAGAUUUUUAAGGUUGCCCUGGAGAAAGUUUUUAACUUUGCUGUGUCCAACAUAUUUGAGACAAGAGUCUCUGGCAGGAUGGUGGCAGAUCUGUGCCGUGCUGCAGUCAAGUGUUGCCCGGUCGAUUCACUGAAGCUCUUUCUGCCUCAUUGCUGCCAUGUUAUCACACAGCUCACUAGCAAUGAGGAUGUCCUCCAUGAGGAAGAAUUAGACAAAGAGCUGCUCUGGAACCUACAGCUCCUUUCUGAGAUAACCAGAGUGGAUGGGGAAAAAUUACUUCCCUACAAAGAUCAGCUUGUAAAGAUUCUCCAGCAGACCUUACACUUCACUUGUAAACAGGGUUAUACGUUGUCUUGUAACCUGCUGCACCAUCUCUUGAGAUCCAGCACUCUCAUCUACCCCACAGAGUACUGCAGUGUACCGGGUGGAUUUAAUAAACCGCUUUCUGAAUAUUUUCCAAUUAAGGACUGGGGCCAGGCCGGAGACCUGUGGAAUUUGAACAUCAAGUGGCAUGUUCCAUCAGCAGAGGAAAUUGAAUUUGCUUACUACCUGCUGGACAACUUUUUACGCCCAGAAUUGGAAAAACUAAAUUCUUAUGGAAGUGGAGAGCUUGAGAUGUCAAGGGAUGAUGUUCAGCAGUGUCUUACCAUUGUACAGAACUGUCUUACUGGCUCAGGGAACCUUCUUCCUCCUCUGAAAGGGGAGAGAGUAUCUCAUCUGGUAACAAGCUUGGUGUCUUUGGAUGAGACAAAACUUUUUACUGGCAUCGACUAUGAUUAUUCUAGGGAAAACUACAGAGAGUCCAUUGCAAAAACACUCAGGAAACUCUUGCACUACAUUCUUGACAACUCAGAAGAUGAUACGAAGUCUUUAUUUCUGAUAAUAAAGAUAAUCAGUGACCUCCUGCAGUUUCAAGGAUCCCACAAACAUGAGUUUGACUCAAGAUGGAAGAGUUUUACUUUAGUCAAAAAAUCUAUGGAAAAUCGGCUCCAAGGAAAGAAGAGACACAUCAGAGCACUAUUGAUUGACAGAGUCAUGCUGCAGCAUGAGCUAAGAACAUUGACUGUAGAAGGAUGUGCAUACAAAAAAGUGCAUCAGGACUUGGUGCGAGACCUUCUGCGUCUCUCGACAAGCUCAUACGGUCAGGUCAGGAGCAAAGCUCAACAAGCAUUUUUCACAGCUCUGGGAACCUAUAAUUUCUGCUGCCGAGAUAUCAUUCCUCUCGUACUUGAAUACCUUCGUCCGGACAGACAAGAUGUGACUCAGCAACAGUUCAAAGGUGCCUUGUAUUGUCUGCUUGGAAACCAUGGUGCAGUCUGCCUAGCUAACCUUCAUGACUGGGAGUGCAUUGUCCAGACAUGGCCAGCAAUAGUUUCAUCAGGUGUCAGCAAAGCAAUGUCUCUAGAAAAGCCGUCCAUAGUUCGCCUUUUUGACGAUUUGGCUGAGAAGAUCCAUCGGCAGUAUGAAACAAUUGGCUUGGAUUUUUCUGUCCCAGAGAGUUGCAUACAGAUUGCUGUUCUACUGCAACAUUCACAGAACCCUUCUACCAAUGCAGAACUGCCUCAAGCAGACCAGCUAAGUCUAGCACUGAAGAGGCAAGAGGAAAAGAACGCAGAGUCUGUAAGGAACUAUGAACGUUUAAUCGAUAAGUUACUUGACUGUGUAACUGAGAGAAACCUUCCAUGGAAGUUUGAACACAUUGGCAUUGGCUUUAUGUCCUUGCUCUUGAGAGAUGACUAUAUCCUACCUCUUCGUGCGAUCAGAUACCUGGUGCAGUGUCUGAAUCAUGAUGCUCUUGUGGUGCGCAAGAUGGCAAUCUCCACUGUUGUUGGGAUUCUGAAGCAGCUGAAGAGACCUCAUAUUAAAGUGCCCAUUUGUCCAUACGAAAUCAGUGAAUGUCCCAAACCUGACACCAUCAUGGGUGGAGACCGACCCGACAACACGUGGAUACAUUAUAACAGUGCCAGCCUACCAAAGACAAGAGAAGUGUGGGAGACCAGCUGUUUUGUGGAGAAGACCCACUGGGGCUAUUACACCUGGCCUAAAACCUUGUUAGUGUACGCACCUGCUGACCAACAGCCAACACUUGGAAGACCUAGAGAGGCAAUGUCUGAAGCAGAACAAAUCAUAUACGAUCAUUUCACGGACGAAAAAUUCAUUGAGCAGCUCAUUACAUUUCUGUCUUUAGAAGAUCGAAAGGGGAAGGACAAAUUUAACCCACGCAGGUUUUGUCUUUUUAAGGGUCUCUUCAGGAACUUCGAUGAUGCUUUCUUGCCGGUCCUUACACCCCACCUGGAGCGUUUGGUGCAGGACUCACAUGAAAGCACACAAAGAUGUGUGGCUGAAAUUGUUGCAGGAUUAAUCAGAGGAUCCAAACAUUGGACAUUUGAAAAGGUUGAAAAUGUAUGGACAUUUUUGUGCCCACUACUGAGAACAGCAUUCGCCAACAUCACAGUGGAAACAUACAGCGACUGGGGAACGUGUGUUGCAACUUCAUGUGAGAGCAGAGAUCCUCGGAAACUUCAUUGGUUGUUCGAGCUUCUGUUGGAAUCUCCAUUGAGCGGAGAAGGUGGCUCCUUUGUUGAUGCUUGCCGAUUAUAUGUUCUUCAGGGAGGUCUGGCACAGCAGGAGUGGCGGGUUCCUGAGUUGCUUCACAGACUGCUGACGUAUCUAGAACCUAAAUUAACCCAAGUCUACAAGAAUGUCCGAGAGCGGAUCGGAAGUGUGCUGACUUACAUAUUCAUGAUUGAUGUCACUCUGCCAAACACUGCUCCCACCAAAUCUCCUCGCAUUUCUGAAUUUACUGCACGUGUACUUGAGAAGUUGAAGCCCCUCAUGGAGGCAGAUGAAGAGAUCCAAAACCAUGUGAUGGAAGAAAACGGAGUCGGGGAGCAAGAUGAGAGGACCCAGGGCAUCAAAUUGAUGAAAACCAUAUUGAAAUGGAUUAUGGCAAGUGCAGGAAGAUCUUUUUGUACUGCAGUGCCGGAGCAGCUGCAACUUCUACCACUCCUGUUCAAGAUUGCACCGGUAGAAAAUGACACCAACUAUGAUGAGCUGAAAAGAGAUGCAAAAAUGUGCUUAUCUCUGAUGUCUCAAGGGUUACUCUACCCCGAGCAGGUGCCGUUGGUUGUCGAUGUAUUAAAACAAACAGCAAGAAGUAGUUCUUGGCAUGCAAGAUACACAGUCUUGACCUAUACUCAGACGAUGGUAUUCUACAAUCUCUUUAUAUUCCUUAAUAAUGAAGAAACUGUUCAAGGCAUCAGGCGGCUGGUUCUACAGCUGAUGGCGGACGAGCAACUGGAGGUCAGAGAAAUGGCCACCACAACGCUCAGUGGUCUUUUACAAUGCAACUUUCUGACAAUGGAUGCAGCUAUGCAAGCACACUUUGAGCAGCUCUGCAAAACAAGACUGCCCAAAAAACGCAAGAGGGACUUGGGUACCGCGGUGGACACCAUACCUUCAGGAGAUCUGGUUAAACGUCAUGCUGGAGUUCUUGGGCUCAGUGCAUGCAUUUUAUCCAGUCCAUAUGAUGUCCCUACCUGGAUGCCACAGCUCCUAAUGGAUCUUAGUGCACAUCUCAAUGAUCCUCAGCCCAUAGAGAUGACUGUAAAGAAAACCUUAUCUAAUUUCCGAAGGACGCACCAUGACAAUUGGCAGGAACACAAGCAGCAGUUCACAGAUGACCAGUUAGUGGUACUGACUGAUCUCCUGGUAUCUCCUUGCUACUAUGCAUAACAGUGCACCAUAUACAGGGAAGUAUCUGUACCAUGUGAAGGGCCCAGACCCAUCUCAGAAGUUUUAAUUUGAGGCAUCCAGCCGCCAAGUGUGCAGUUCUUCUUUAUUUUUUUUUAUUUUUUUUUCCGUUUUAUUUUUUAUUUUAUUUUUUUUUUCAAUGGUAAACCACAAUAAAAGAAGCAUCUGGGCUAUUUUAAUGGAUGGAUGACACUUGUGCUUGAACACGACUGACGUAUCAGAAUGCAGAAUGAUGUUAUUAAGCGGCUAUGUUGCCACAAACCACAAGGACUCAAUAAGACUUUAUUUUAUUUAAUUUUUUUUUUCAGAUGUGUUAAAUAACUGUAUAAAAAAAAAAAAAAAAAAAAAAAAAGUAAGACAGUAGUGAAACAUUGUACAGGUUUCAACCUUUUACAUGAAUUGACAGCCUUGUUUCUAAAGAGCAGCGCUGCAGACAUCCAAGCUAGGUUUCAGCUUUGUAUCAAGUGACCAUGCCAUAUUUUUGUGUUUUUAAAUUAUUUCUAUUAUUUUGCUCUUAGUUUGAAGCACUUCCAUGGGUUUUAUGGAAUGUAUGCAUGUCUGUGUGUCUAUAGCAUGUGUAUAUAUAUAUAUAUGUACACAUGGAGAUAGACAUACGACCGUACAUAACAUCUGCAUAAUUUUUUGCAGCUUAUUUCUGUGCUAUACUCCUGUCGCUGAUAUCUUACUAGGUGACAUUUUUUUUUUUUAGCAAGGUACUUUAUACAUGGAGAUGAUUCUCAUUUUUGGCAAACGCAUCUUCCCUCUGUAAAGAUGUGUACUGUGUUCCUUGAAGGAAUGCCGUUAUUUUUAUUGCCUACCUGCUGAGCAAGUGACCCCGUGAUACUUUGAAGCACAGCAGAGACCCUAGUGCAGGAUUUCUCAGCACACAGGUGUAACCACUGUAUAGCGUAGUGCCAAAUCCGUGCGAUCAGUUGUACACUUAGUUUAUUUUAAAACCAAAUAAACUGAUUGUUUCUAACUAUUGUUUCUCUUCAGUUUUGUCUAUUCUACAUGCAGUUGUGGGAAAUGAACAAGGCUUUUACUAUUUCUGUGUUUGUUUAAUUAUUAUUA
Messenger RNA from Hyla sarda, 7059 nucleotides. It is a transcript of the gene PSME4, whose product is annotated as proteasome activator subunit 4. Bases 418 to 5970 code for a protein of 1850 amino acids. The record is from RefSeq and is a predicted model, not a curated record. The transcript has 48 exons. NCBI's taxonomy places the organism in Eukaryota, Metazoa, Chordata, Amphibia, Anura, Hylidae. Gene Ontology annotation, molecular function: peptidase activator activity; proteasome binding. Gene Ontology annotation, biological process: proteasomal ubiquitin-independent protein catabolic process. Gene Ontology annotation, cellular component: nucleus; spermatoproteasome complex; cytosol.